AUGUUGCGCCACAGCAGUCGGCUUCUUGUGCGAUUGCCCAAGUGCCGCCGUCCACGUGAGCGGCCGUGGGAGAUCUUCAACGUGCGCGAUUUUGGCUAUCAUGAGGGAUCGCAAAACUACAUGAUGUGGCUUGGUACGGCGGUUAUCGUCACCUCAAUGCUGACCUUCGAGGUGUAUCAGCAGGUCCAGCGCAUCUUUCAGCGCGGCGACACCUGCACCGCCUGUGAGGCUGCACGAGCGCACUACCGGAAGCGUGUCGAGGAGCGGGGGCGUGAGAUGGAGGCUCAGACGCAGUACAGCCUGAAGCUGGGCAGAGAGCAUGCGCCAUAG
Molecule: messenger RNA, 330 nt
Organism: Leishmania braziliensis MHOM/BR/75/M2904
Lineage: Eukaryota; Euglenozoa; Kinetoplastea; Trypanosomatida; Trypanosomatidae
Exons: 1
Coding region: 1-330 (109 amino acids)
Source: RefSeq, a predicted model, not a curated record